AUCAACAUCAUCAACUACCCCACUCUGGCACACUCUCUCUCUCGCGUCCGAUACGCGUUUCGAGUCCAAUCCGCCACAGCAUCUUCGAAACGUUUCGUCCUUCCAUUCUCGCUGAUCUAAAAAUCCCCACUGCUCACACACUGUUCAAACCUCCAAUCCCAUCAAAUAUUCCGAACAAUUCGUAUUUCGGUUCAUCAAGGCGAUUCGAUUUCGUUGUCUCUCUCUCUCUCUCUCUCUCGUCGUCGAGUUUAAUUGGUUUUCACUAAUUUUUUUUUUAAUCCCAAUUUUCUUGAUUAUUCUAACUGUUUUUGAAAGUCUAAUGGAUCAGAAUUUUCUGCUUCGCAAUUCACAGUCCGUUCUUGAUUAACCAACUACCUCAAUACAAUCACCAUUUUCAAGAACGUGAAAUUCUUUUUUUUCUUUUUUUGGGUUUUUAAGAUCCAAUUAGCUUUUAAAGAAGUUGGACUUCAAUCCAAAAAGCUUUUUCAAGGAUUCAAAUAGCUUUCAUAGAAGCUACAAGAAUUCAAUUAGUUUCCAGAGAAGCUGGAAUUCAAAUAGCUCUGUAAACAGAGAGAGAAACAGAGGAAUUUCAAAUUUUGGAAUUUGGAAUUGAAAAUUGGAUUUUGAACUGACCCAAUGCGUCGGCCUAGCAGUAGGAUUGGAGACAGAGAAGAAACCGUAGAGAAGCAUACGGGUCUGUCAAAAAUGGUCCAAAUCCUCUCAUUUCUAUUGGUUUUCGUCGCCGGCGUCGUGAUCGGCCUCGCCACCACGUCGCGCAUCGACCGCCACUACUUCGUCUCGCACGCCGAGCUCUACUCCAAUUGCGCCGCCGCCACCACAGUGGUGAAGGCGUGCGAGAAGCCCGUGGACUGUAUGAGCAUGGAGGCGUUUCUCAAGCCGAGCAAUGUGACUCAUGGAAUGUCCGAUGACGAGCUCUUGUGGAGGGCGUCGAUGGUGUUCAGGAAAAAGGAGUAUCCCUACAAGACGAGAGUGCCGAAGGUGGCGUUCAUGUUCUUGACGAGAGGCCCUCUGCCGAUGUUGCCUUUGUGGGAGAGAUUCUUCACAGGAGGGCGUGGUGGAGAGUUGUUCUCUAUCUAUGUUCACGCCCCUCCGGGAUACGUGCUCAAUGUGUCGAGAGACUCACCCUUUUACGGGCGUCAAAUCCCGAGUCAGAAUGUUAGAUGGGGAACAGCAACACUAUCUGAUGCUGAGAGACGCCUUCUAGCCAAUGCCCUGCUUGACUUUUCAAAUGAGCGAUUUGUUCUUCUUUCUGAGAGCUGCAUCCCGGUCUAUAACUUCCCAACUGUCUACAAAUAUCUUACUGGUUCUGUACACAGCUUUGUUGAGUCAUAUGAUGACCCUUCCCGAUAUGGACGUGGUCGCUACAGUCGCCACAUGCUUCCCUAUAUAAAGCUCCGUCACUGGCGGAAAGGGUCUCAAUGGUUUGAACUUCACCGCACACUGGCUGUUAAUAUAGUUGCGGACACCAUGUACUACACCAUCUUCAGGAAACACUGUCUACCUGCUUGCUACCCAGAUGAACAUUAUAUUCCAACUUACCUGAACAUGUUCCAUGGUUCGCAGAAUUCAAAUCGGACUACGACUUGGGUCGAUUGGUCAAAGGGGGGUCCUCACCCGGCAACGUAUGAAAAGGCAAAUAUUACAAAAGAUUUGAUACAAACCAUAAGGAAUAACGGCACACUUUGUCGAUAUAAUUCUGAGAUGACAUCUGUUUGUUAUCUCUUUGCUCGGAAGUUUGCUCCAAGUGCACUGGAACCUUUGCUCAACCUGACCUCAACAAUAAUGGAAUUUUGAAAAUUCUGAUUCUGCAGAGAUGAGAUUCUUUUAGAAAAAUUUUCUGAGUUUCUCGAUUUUGUUAGGGAAUUAUUUGUGGUUUGCCAACUAUAGUAUUGUUGGCUCAUUUAUUUUUGUUUUGGUAUAAAUGUACAGGUAGUGACCAUUGAGAUAAAAUCUCAUUGUUGCACAAAUUUUGAGAAAAGAAAUUAUCAGCCCUCCAGAGGAAAAAAGCAUCAAUAUAGAUAUAAAUGUUACCCUUUAAUCCUGAAUAAACUUUG
Alnus glutinosa is the source of this 2075-nucleotide messenger RNA. RefSeq names its product glycosyltransferase BC10. Gene Ontology annotation, cellular component: membrane. The record is from RefSeq and is a predicted model, not a curated record. The transcript has 2 exons. Gene Ontology annotation, molecular function: glycosyltransferase activity. The coding region runs from base 637 to 1815 and encodes 392 amino acids. Lineage: Eukaryota; Viridiplantae; Streptophyta; Magnoliopsida; Fagales; Betulaceae.